GUAUCGGCAAAGAUCGGGCGCUCGGGGCAACUCCGGCGUAACCUUCUGGGAAAGAUGGAUUCCUGAUUCAGAAGAUGGUCUCUUUUUUGCUCCAAGUUCUUGAUCGGUCAGGAGGUUGGCAUCAAUUCUUGGACUUGCGAUGUUUUGCGCAUGGGCUUCAUACUCGCCUCCUCAGAGAUUGCUUGCAUACACGCAAUGGCGAUGCAGGAAUAUACGAACGACAAGGAAGAGUCCUGUUGAGGUUCGAAGAGUUCCCAGUAUGGGACAACGCCUUGGCCGCCCAGUUCGAGCGAGGCAACGCCGCUGGUACCUAAUAACCAAUCUGCACAAAGCCCGGGAAAGGGGACCUCUCCGGCGUGCCCGGGGUAAAUCCUAUAAGGUAUCGGCUAGGAUGCCAGUCCAGUUAAGCGGAAGUCAGCCAGGAGAGCCGACUCAGUACAGGGCGUGGAAAGACACCCUCGCUUGUCGCUCACGAUCCACGAUCAAGUUACCCGUCUCUUAUAUUCGACCUAUCCUACCCAUGAUCCGCCCUUGGGGUGGUAUCGCAACCUGAACAGACCUGUCGCAGGGGCAUAGCAACAGCGCAUGCUUAUUCGCACAAAUGGAACAUAAUGCAUGUGGCCACAACUCGGCAUGGGAAUCAAAUCUCUACGUCACAUUUCCACAUUGCCCUCUGCUCCAACUGGCGUUUGAGGAAGCCACACAAGACAAGAAUCUUGGAAGUUGGAGAGUCUCUGUGAUCGAUUUUCAGGGUUCCGCCGCGGACAAGGCGACAACAAUAUCAGGGCCUCCCUUACUCGGUUGUGGCUACAUGAUUAAGACCCAAAGGUCCUUCCAUGUAUGUUCUUCGCCGUUUGUCAAGUGGAAACUUCGAGAGGUGCGGAGUAUGAACAGGACUGUGUCCCAUAUGUUUGAAUAAUUGGUCCAUGCGCCACAAACGACUACAUUUCAGAAUAGAGUAUCAAUCUAUCCACGUCUUCCAUUGGUUCAUGCGUAACUAGGGUUCC
Molecule: messenger RNA, 1007 nt
Organism: Dacryopinax primogenitus
Lineage: Eukaryota; Fungi; Basidiomycota; Dacrymycetes; Dacrymycetales; Dacrymycetaceae
Exons: 3
Coding region: 140-553 (137 amino acids)
Source: RefSeq, a predicted model, not a curated record